Molecule: messenger RNA, 2099 nt
Organism: Suhomyces tanzawaensis NRRL Y-17324
Lineage: Eukaryota; Fungi; Ascomycota; Pichiomycetes; Serinales; Debaryomycetaceae
Product: cobW-domain-containing protein
Exons: 1
Coding region: 164-2026 (620 amino acids)
Source: RefSeq, a predicted model, not a curated record
AUUUUGGGUUCACCCACACCCAAAGUCAGAUAUCAAAUACCACUACACGGGGGCUUGAUAACUUCAAAGGUUGCAAAAUGUUGAGUCCUUUGAAAAUUUGGGACUACUUAAAGCCCUAGGUUUAGCUUCAAUCACUUUUUUCACUAAAGUAGUCUGUGCAAAAAUGCCGAUUCAUCAUUCUAAAUCAGUAAAAAAAUCCCACAAACUGCCAAUUCCAAUAACACUUCUCUCAGGGUUUCUUGGUUCAGGUAAAACAACAUUAUUAGAGAGAAUCUUAACAACUGAUCAUGGCCUCAAGGUAGCAGUCAUUAUCAAUGAUGUCUCUCAACUAAAUAUUGAUGCUGCUUUAAUUCAAGACCAUAAGGUAACAAAGAAGGAGGAGAAAUUGAUCCAACUACAGAAUGGAUGCAUUUGCUGUACACUUAGAGGUGAUUUACUAGAGGAGUUCUUAUCUUUGGCUAAGAAUGGCGACUUUCAGUAUAUUAUUAUUGAAUCAACUGGAAUAUCAGAGCCAAUGCAGGUGGCUGAAACUUUUACCACUGAAUUCACAGAGAUGCUUUUACAAACUCAAGGGUCCAUUCCAAAAGAUGAAGAGAAGAUUCUCAAUGAGAUUGUUGAACUAGGUGGACUUACUAAGUUAACUAAACUUGACACAUGUGUUACGGUGGUUGACUCAGUCAACUUCAUGUCAAACUUUGAGACUACUGAUUUCUUGGUAGAUAGAUUUGGAGAUAACGGCCAAGGUGAAAGGGAGCGCACUAUAACUGACUUGAUGGUAGACCAGAUUGAAUUUGCUGAUGUUAUAAUUGUUAAUAAGGUCUCAUCUAUGAAAAAGAAGAAUCGUAAAAAGAUCUCCAAAAUCAUCAAAUCUUUAAACCCCAUAGCUAAGGUUAUUCAUGCUGAUUACUGCAAUGUUGACAUUAAAGAUGUGGUCAACACCAAAAGAUUUGAUUUCGAGAAGGCCUCAACAUCUGCUGGCUGGUUACAAAGUAUUAAUGAGAUGACUAUCAGGGAAGGUUUUGGUAAUAAAAAUCAAUCCACAUUGACCCCUAAACCGGAAACUGAAGAAUAUGGUAUCACUAAUUUUGUCUACAAAUCUAGACGUCCUUUUCAUCCUGAAAGAUUAUAUAAGAUGAUGUAUGACAAGUUUGUGAUUAUAGAACAGUCUGGAAUUGACGAAUCUGAGAACACAAAUGAAAGUGGUGAACAAUUCGAACAAUUGCUGGAUGAAGAACAAGAAGACGAAGGCGAAGAUGAGGAACUUGAAAACGACAGCCAGAGUGAAGAUGGAGAUACUGAUGAUGACAGCGACUUAGAAUUGCCAGAGUUAACAGAGAAGCAACUUCUAAAGAACAAGAAAAGAUCUGCAUUUGGACCCAUGUUGCGCUCAAAGGGAUUCUUUUGGAUAGCAUCUAGGCAUAUCAUUAGAGGAGAGUGGUCAUCAGCUGGUUCAAUGCUACAUAUGAAAGGAGGAAUUCCAUGGUUCGCGGUUACCGGACCAUCAUACUUUCCCCCAGAGGCGAGAAAGCUAAUCGAAAAGGAUAUGCAGGGUGAAUAUGGUGAUCGAAGAAACGAACUUGUGUUCAUUGGUGUUAACAUCGACAAACGCAGAAUAAGUUCUGCAUUGGAUUCGUGCUUACUUACUGAUGAGGAGUUUGCCGAAUUUGAAAGUGUUGUGAAGGAUGGGAAGAACUUGUAUCAUAUUGAGAAAUCAUUGCAGGCAACGUUUAACGAUGGGUUUGAAAGCUGGAUUAAAUUUGACGAUGACGAGGAUGAUACGCCAACACUUCAAAAUACAGAUGGGCCAGCCAAACAAGUAGAAGAAGAAAAGAAAGAUGCCAAAGAUAAUUCUUCCAAAAGGAAGAAGGCUAAAGCUCACAACGAGAAACGUAUCGAGUCAAAGUCGAGCAAAAAUUCAGUUAAUGGAGUUUCCGAUCACUUUGAUACUUCCAUUAAUGGAAUAGAAAUUCAAAGAGAAAAACAUGGGAAUCAUAGCCAUGUGAGGGUUAAAGCUGUGAAGACAUAAUCGCCUCUAUCGCUUAGAAUAAAUGACUGCAAUCAAUAAGUAGAAAAAAAAUUGCGAUUUCUGUGGAUCGAAC